GAGGGCGUUCCAGAAGCUGACUGGAAGGACGAGACUUCUCUCCAAGAUCGUCGCACGGAUGGACAGAUCACGAUCAUGACCGUUGUUGGCUAAGCGCAGGCACUCGGGCGCCGCGAAGGCGGGAGAUCCGGCGGUGUCGUGGAGGAUGAUGUCUUCCUCCGCGAACUCGUUGCUCACUCCGAAGUCGGCAAUCUAAAGGUUGCAUGGCACAAAAGUCGACAGUUAGACUCGGCGAUUCUGCGGUACCAAUUGCUUCACACGCAAAAGCCUGCUUAA
Protopolystoma xenopodis is the source of this 276-nucleotide messenger RNA. Lineage: Eukaryota; Metazoa; Platyhelminthes; Monogenea; Polystomatidea; Polystomatidae. The record is from the annotation of a GenBank genome assembly.